This is a messenger RNA of Drosophila kikkawai, 712 nucleotides long. RefSeq lists its product as uncharacterized. Lineage: Eukaryota; Metazoa; Arthropoda; Insecta; Diptera; Drosophilidae. The record is from RefSeq and is a predicted model, not a curated record.
GUCCCGGCUCUAUUUGUCUGUAGAAAACACAGGCAUUGGUCCGUCCGUGACGUCUAGAGCUAUAUAUUUUAAAUCUCAGAGAGAAAGCUUAAAAGAAGUUAAAGAAACUGUUACGGAAUGUGCGACGAAAGUUUGAUCCGGGACUGCGAGCCCACCACCUUGCGGAUGCCCUUCAACACUUAUCACAUCCACUUGCCGCUUUAUAUUUUGGACAUGGUGCGCAUGUUCCAGGAUCAUCCCAAGUACAGCUGUGGCAUCCAGGAGGAGCACAUUCUAGAUAUGCUGGAAAAAGAACCCUUUGCUUGUGGCGAUCUGGAGUCGCAGGUGAAGACUGCCUUGCUAGAUCUCACGGCCAAGGGAUUCGUACGCUUCAUCAACAAUGGAUACCGCACUUUGGGACCCAUUGCCAAGCUGGCCAAUGCCCGAUCUGUGCGCCACUUCAACAUGACUUGGCAGCGCAUUGCGGAAUUGCAGAAGGCCAACUGCACACCCAUUCUGGAAUCUGGGUCCGCAUCCAGUGGCCAUGUCACCCAGCGUGGCUCUAACUUCUAAAACAAGCUGUUAUUUUUUUUACUUUCGUUAUGUUUUGUUCAAUUCGUUUCUUUUACGUUUAUCCCCAAGCAAAACCCACACUCCAGCAGCAGCCACGCUCCAUCACCAUCUCAAUCGAAAUUGUAGGCGUCUAGUAAAAAAGAAAUUCCGGUAAAUCCAA